Molecule: messenger RNA, 3363 nt
Organism: Mycotypha africana
Lineage: Eukaryota; Fungi; Mucoromycota; Mucoromycetes; Mucorales; Mycotyphaceae
Product: Lipin/Ned1/Smp2-domain-containing protein
Exons: 2
Coding region: 110-3223 (1037 amino acids)
Biological process (GO): triglyceride biosynthetic process; fatty acid catabolic process
Cellular component (GO): nucleus
Molecular function (GO): phosphatidate phosphatase activity
Source: RefSeq, a predicted model, not a curated record
GCGAAGCCUUUUUUGUAUUUGAAACAGACCAUGAGGUGCCUGAAGAAUUUCAAACCUCUCCAAUUUUGCAAGCUUUGGCUGAAAAUAAGUCAGAAGUAGAGAGCAUCUUAUGAUGGAAAAAGUUGAAAAGGAAGAUAAUUUCGAGGACGAAGAAGAUGGAGACCGCAAGAAAAAGGAUUUCUCACAUAUACCCGCUGAAUUACAAUCACCUAAGAUGAUUAUCGAAGAACAGAUGGAUAAAGUAGUUACCAAAAUCGAUUCACAACGUUAUGGAAAUGAGAAAACAAAAGAAAGUGGAAUGAAGAACCAUAUACAUUCAUUAGACGACGGGUCAACCUUGUUAGAAAGAGUUGCCCCAGAAGCAAUCACUACCACGACAAUAGCUAAAGAAAGAUUCAUAGUUAGACCUUUGAAUGGAGACAUUCAUUCUUAUUGGAUGGACGUGACACAUACGCUAACAGAAAUACCGCCAAACGAUGAUAAUGGCAUCAACAAUAAUGGGGGCCAUCAUUCAGAUGAGCAUAAACAAGAAGAAAGUUACCACACUUCGACUGAUAAGGAAUCAAUUGUGCUUGAUAUAUCUGGUUAUAAAACAGCUUCUGUGAAUAAGGAUGACAAAGAUGCUGAAAAACAGUAUGAACAGUGUAAAAACACUAUUGAAAGUGAUACCGCUGAUAUGUCCUCGCGUAAUAAAGAUCGAAUGAAGCAGACUUUGGAUGAUUCAUUGAAAGAGUCGACAAUGAAAAUAGUAGCUGAUAGCCCUACGCCAGACGACACCCCCAUGUCCACAACGAUGAAAACUCCCUCUAAAGAAGCCCCCGCUGAAUCAGUUUCAGUGGACGAUUUAUCGACGAAUGUAACAGCAAAACCUGAAGAUACCUCCAUAUUAGAAGAAAAGAAAAAGGAAAAGGAAGAGACACUCAUGGAAGAUGUUGAGAAAGCAAUCGAAAAGUCCAUUGAGCCCACUGCUGAAGAACGGAAACGGUUGGAAGAAAAGAUCAACAGCCAAAAUGACAAUGAAACUGUCAAACUAAAACCUGGACGUACUUAUCGUAUAGAAAUGAGUCUAUGCGGUUUCUCGUCAUUUACUUUUGACAAAGAAGCCAACGCUACCCUUUUUAAAGAGAAUCAAGUUAAUUACAACACCUUUGUUCAUAAUCCAAGUAUUCUAAAUGAUCAUCGUUUGGUGUUUCGAUAUGAUGGCCAUUACUUUGCAGCAGCUAAAAACAAUCCGUUAUUCACAUCUCUAUUAAUUUUCAAAAAGCCUUUACAGAAAGACGAUCAGCUGGGGACAGGAAAGAAAGACGAUACUGGGUCUGAUAAUUUAUCAGACAGCAGAGAUACUUAUUCCUAUGGUCGCGGUUGGAGACAAUGGUUGAGCCGGUCUUCUUCAGCGAAUGCCGUACCUAGUCUAGAAGAGUACAAUAAUGGUGUUAUUAAACCCACGAAAGACUCAAUGGAAAGCGAGAACCAACCUGUACAUCACGGCUCGGCACCCGACAGCACGAAACGGAAGGACGACGGUAUCACUUAUAGUGAACAGACUACCUUCACUACUACAACCAAGACAACCUCCGUUGGCUGGUCGCUGGAGCACGGACAGGAACAAGCUGGCAGCGGGCCUUUUUUCCAAAAACGAAAGAACUACGCUAAAACCCUUCGUCUUACCUCUGAUCAGCUAAAACAGUUAAAUUUGAAAAAGGGAGUUAAUACCAUCAGUUUUUCUGUGUCAUCGGCAUAUCAAGGUACAGCAACUUGCGCUGCAAAGAUCUUCUUUUGGGAUCACGAUAUUCAAAUAGUUAUAUCCGAUAUUGAUGGCACCAUCACAAAGUCCGAUACUAUGGGUCACCUGAUGACCAUGAUCGGUAAAGACUGGACUCAUGCAGGUGUUGCUCGAUUGUAUACCGAUAUUGCCAACAAUGGUUACCAUUUCAUUUAUUUAACCAGCCGUGCCAUUGGUCAGGCUGACUACACACGAGAUUAUUUGAGGAAAGUCAUGCAGGACAACUAUCAACUGCCUGACGGCCCCGUGAUCAUGUCUCCAGAUCGAUUAUUUACCUCUUUACAUCGUGAAGUUAUCAUGCGGAAACCAGAAAUGUUCAAAAUGGCAUGUUUGCGGGAUAUCCAACGUUUGUUUGGCAAUUGUGAUCCAUUUUACGCAGGGUUUGGAAAUCGAAUCACAGACGCUAUAUCCUACCGUAGUGUGAAUGUUCCCUCAUCGCGUAUUUUCACCAUCGAUGCUCAGGGUGAUUUGAAAUUGGAAUUGUUGCUUGGUUUUAAAUCCUCCUAUAUCCAUUUAAACGAUAUGGUAGAUCAGAUUUUUGCGCCUAUCAACAAAGCAGUACGGGAAGAAUUCAACGACUACAAUUUUUGGAAGCAACCAAUGCCAGACAUCCAAAUACCUGAACUGGAUGAAGAGGAACCUUUCCCUCCGACCUCACCCAAACCAACACCCAUCAAACCUGACCCGCUGAAGAGCUUACCCAAAGAAUCCGUAGUAGCAUACCAACCUGAACCAAAGCGAGGUUUGUUGAGAAGCUUGACAUCCAGGUCAUCUUCCUCAACCACUUCGAACACAACAGCUUCUGCUACUGCCGCUGCCAAACGCCAUAGGCGUAAGAAAGAAACGCAAACAGCCGCCGCUAAAACUUCAACCAUUAAGAAAACUCCUUCUAUUGCCACCAUUCCUAUACCCCAUUAUUACCGGCCUCUAAUGUCUUCCAAUAGCGCACCUGAUUUAUCCUCGGAUAUCAAACUCACUGCCUCUGAUAAGUCUCACAUCAAUGAAAAUAGUAACCUGAAGAGUGAUGAAGAAGAUUAUGAUGAAGAAUUAUCUUCUGGUCAGGUAUCUCCUACAGUUUUAUCGUCAUCACCGCGAUCUUUACCUGAUGAUUUCAAGCACAAUGAGUCGGAAAGUACAGAAUUUAUACCUCAAUUGCCUUCACAUUCAAGAUCCACGUCUGGCAUUAUGAGUAAAGUGAUGGGUGGUGUUUUCUCUAGAAAGAGUGUAAGUACGACCACUGCAAAUCUUAAGUCAACUAAAGAAGUCCCCAAGGUCAAAGAGAAUUCUAGAAAGAUUGAUGAACGACAGAAGGACUCAAAAAAGAAGCAGGAAGUUGAAGAAAGUAAGGAAAAGGCUGACUUGGAAGAGUUGGAAGACGAGGAUGAUCUAUACAACUCUGAAAUCGAUGAUUUGGAUUUAGAUAAGAUUCCCUUUAUAUAAUGAAAUACUUAUGUUAUUCUUCCAUUUGUUUUAUCUUCUUAAAUUUUUUGUACUAUAUUAAGGAUUCUGUUUGUACAUUAUUAUUUAUCGUUAUAUUUUUAUUGCUUAUAUUCCCGGCUACAAUAAACCAUCAAUCGUGG